GAAAUCCGGCCGCGGGGUAUGUGUACUUCUGGCGGUCGCUUGCUGAUAUUUGCAGGCAGGGCAGGCUCCGGGAUGGCUGAUUGGGUUCAACACUUAGCAGGCAUUAAGGGCUUGGUGUUAGACAUCAGUGGGGUGCUUUAUGAUAGUGGAGGCGAAGGAGGCGGAGUCCCCAUUCCCGGAUCUAUAGACGCUGUAAAAAAGAUCAAGGCAUCUGGUCUGAAGCUGCAGUUUUGCACCAAUGAAACUCAAGCAACACGUGAAAAGUUUGUGAAGAAGCUGCAACGGUUGGGCUUUGACAUUGUGGUAAAUGAAGUCACUGCUCCAGCACCGGCAGUAUGUCACAUUCUCAAGGAACGUAACUUGAGGCCAUACCUUCUUGUACAUGAUGAUGUCAUCCCUGAAUUUGCUGAUAUUGAUAAAACAAACCCCAACUGUGUGGUGGUUGGUGAUGCAGCAGACAACUUCUCUUACAAAAAUCUUAAUGAAGCCUUUCGAGUUCUCAUUGGCCUAGAGAAUCCAAUUCUAGUAUCUCUGGGAAAGGGACGCUAUUAUAAAGAAACUGAUGGCUUGAAACUUGAUGUCGGAGUAUAUAUGAAGGCACUAGAGUAUGCCUGUGACAUUCAAGCUGAAGUGGUGGGAAAGCCAGCCAAAAUGUUUUUCCAGUCAGCAUUAAGAGAAAUGGGUGUGGAACCACACCAGGCCAUCAUGAUUGGAGAUGAUAUUGUGAAUGAUGUAGGAGGUGCUCAGCAGUGCGGCAUGAGAGCUCUCCAAGUACGAACGGGGAAGUACAGGCCUUGUGAUGAGCAGCAUCCUCUAGUAAAGGCAGAUGGUUAUGUGGAUAACCUGGCAGAAGCCGUGGAUGUUAUUCUAAAGCAACUGCACAAAUAACUGGAUCUCAGAAGAUGAGUGAAGUCUGAAAGACAGCUGAUUCUUGACUACUGUGUUUGCCUCCAUUCAGUUCACUUCCACAUUUUUACCCAGUUUUAUGCAGUCACAAUUAAUACAUAGCAACCAGUGGAACUGCCAGUGUGCCUCAGAAGCCCUUUUAAAAAAAACAUGUAAUUGCAAGUAACUGAAGUGAACUAUUAACCAGAACAAAACAAAAAGAUGACACUAGUGCAUACUUACAACAUCUCAGAAUCUUUUGAAUCUUAAUUAUCUGUUUGGGGUAUAUAAAACCAUUCCUUAUCAGUGCUUAAACAUCCGUGCCCUAUACCAGUAUAACUGAGAUCUGGUUCCAGAGCC
Heteronotia binoei (common prickly gecko) is the source of this 1245-nucleotide messenger RNA. It is a transcript of the gene LHPP, whose product is annotated as phospholysine phosphohistidine inorganic pyrophosphate phosphatase. NCBI's taxonomy places the organism in Eukaryota, Metazoa, Chordata, Lepidosauria, Squamata, Gekkonidae. The record is from RefSeq and is a predicted model, not a curated record. Gene Ontology annotation, biological process: dephosphorylation. Gene Ontology annotation, cellular component: cytosol. Bases 19 to 888 code for a protein of 289 amino acids. Gene Ontology annotation, molecular function: phosphatase activity; inorganic diphosphate phosphatase activity. The transcript has 7 exons.